Messenger RNA from Knipowitschia caucasica, 2178 nucleotides. The record is from the annotation of a GenBank genome assembly. Lineage: Eukaryota; Metazoa; Chordata; Actinopteri; Gobiiformes; Gobiidae.
AUGUCAGGAUAUCUCCAGGAGGCGUAUCUCUGGACGAAGCAGGUUCUGUCCAUCAUGGAGAAGUCCUUGGUGAUCCUGCAGGAGAUCAAAGAUGGUUCUCUGGAUGAAGGCGUGGCCUACGCCAGCUACACCACACGCUCUCUGUUCCAGUACAUGUUUCUAGUGCAGCGCCAUUUUGAAAUCAGCCACUUCCACCAUCCCUGGCUCCUCCAGCAUUUCGCCUUCCUCUACCGGACCAUCCUGCCAGGCUUCCAGAGGACCGUGGGGAUUGCUGAUUCCAACUACAACUGGUUCUAUGGUCCUGAGAGCCAGCUGGUGUUCCUGGACAGAUUUGUGCUGCGUAACGGCAGUGGGAACUGGUUGGCAGAGAAGAUCCGUCAGAACAGAGUCACAGAGGGACCAGGACAGCCGGCCAGGAGCCAGCGCUGGUGCACACUGCACACAGAGUUCUUAUGGUAUGACCCCAGCCUCUCUCCAGCGCCCCCUUCUGACUAUGGCACCUCUCAGCUGCACUAUUUCGAAGACUGGGGCGUUGUGACUUAUGGUAGUGCUUUACCAGCAAAGACCAGCAACACCUUCCUCUCCUUCAAGUCGGGGAAACUGGGCGGCCGUGCCAUGUACGACAUCGUCCACAAGAGCAAGUACAAGGAGUGGGUGAGGGGCUGGAGGAACUUUAACGCCGGCCACGAACACCCGGACCAGAACUCCUUCACCUUUGCACCGAAUGGAGUCCCGUUCAUCACCGAAGCCCUGUACGGUCCCAAGUACACGCUGCUAAACAACGCUGUGUUGUUUGGCUCGGACGUCUCAGGAGCCUGCUUCAAGCCCUGGGCAGGACAGAUCACCGAAUCCUGCGACUCCAAGUGGCUCAAGUAUAAAACGGGGCAGGCGGCGGACUCCCAAGGCCAGGUGGAGGUGGCCAUGCAGAGGCAAGACAUGGUGUUCGUCCGCGGAGAGGGCAGCGCGGCCUACAACCCCGAGCUGAAGGUGCGCAGCUUUCAGAGGAACCUGCUGCUGCUGCACCCCCAGCUCCUGCUGCUGGUGGAUCACUUCGCUCUGGCUCAGGACAGUCCCAGCCGAGCCAUGAGCGCCUUCUUCCACAACACCGAGCUGGCCUUUAGUGGGAUCAGAAAGGGCUCGAUGCACGGCGCGUUUGUCAGGCACGAUAAGGACAAGUACAAGAUGUUCUGGGUGGACGAUACAGGCUUCAGUAACAAGGGGACGGUGGGAUUCUGGAAGUACCCUGCGAACUUUGGCUACAACGGCUCAAACUAUGUGAACGUGACUGCGGCCCUACGAUACCCUUUCUCCAGGAUGGUAUACGCGCUGGUGGGUCCAGGGGUGGAGCUACAGUCUCUGAGAGUGCGUGGGGACGAUCAGAGGUUGGACAUUCGCGUAUCCACCAAACAACAGACGUACACCGUGCACUUGGUGACCGGAGAGGUGCCGUCGAGUCCUCUGUACGCCAUGAUCCUGAGCGACCACAAGAAGGUGGUGUUUGAGAGGACUGUGGCUGAGGCAGAGCGCCCCCCGGCUGAGGUGGAGGAGUACGUCAACCUGGUGGAGGACAAUCUGCAGCACGUGAAGCCAGUGUUCCAGCAGAUGGAAAGGCACAUCCUGAGCCGGGUUCUCAACAGUGCCACCUUCAGGAGGACCGCGGAACGCCUCCUGCAGUUCUCAGACAAGAAGAAAACUGAGGGGAUUGUCGAAAAGAUGUUUGCGAAGUCGAAGAACAAACAAGGACGUGCAAAAGGCGGGAGGAGAUUGAACCUGGGAUAUAAGCUGUCGGAGAAUCUACCCGACAUUUUUGCACAAAUUGAGUUAAGUGAGAAAAGAGACAGACAGAGGACGUUCCGACGAGUUUACGAAGACAAUCCUGAGAGCAAUGUGGACUCUCAUCUUUUUAUAGACUACGCAGACAAAAAGGGAGGGUUAGCUCGACCGCAGGCUAAAGACUCGGAGGCGGACCCUGGGGAGUCCCUGAGCCACACAGGGGUCUACAUCCGGCUGUUUCUCCUCAUGAACACCGGAACCUUCUUCCUGCUGCUGGCGGUGCUGGUGACUCGCUUCCAGGGAGGACACAGUUUGCACACGCACCGCUACUUCUACAGCAUCCUCCUCAUCGACAGCUGCAUCCUCCUCUUUCUCUUCUCCUCCUGCUCCCACUCCCAAUGCUAA